AUGGUCAAACCUAUUGUCGCUCCAAGUAUUCUUGCCUCCGAUUUUUCUAACCUAGGUUGUGAAUGUCACAGAGUAAUAAAUGCUGGUGCGGAUUGGUUACAUUUAGAUGUCAUGGAUGGACAUUUCGUCCCCAAUAUUACGUUAGGUCAACCAAUUGUUGCCUCAUUACGUGGGGCAGUUCCUCGUGAAAAGGCCUUCUUCGAUUGUCAUAUGAUGGUUGAGAAUCCUGAGAAAUGGGUGGAAGAUUUCGCUAAAUGUGGUGCUGAUCAAUUUACAUUCCAUUAUGAAGCCACCAAGGAUCCCUUGGCUUUAGUUAAAUUGAUUAAACAAAACGGUAUUAGAGCUGCUUGUGCCAUCAAGCCUGGUACUCCGGUUGAUGUCUUAUUCCCAUUAGCGGAACAUUUAGAUAUGGCUUUAGUUAUGACUGUGGAACCUGGGUUCGGUGGUCAAAAAUUCAUGGCUGAUAUGAUGCCAAAAGUAGAACAAUUGAGAGCCAAGUUCCCACAAUUAGAUAUUCAAGUAGACGGUGGUUUAGGUAAGGAAACUAUUCCACAAGCUGCCAAGGCAGGUGCUAAUGUUAUCGUUGCUGGUACUAGUGUUUUCACUGCCAAGGACCCUGAAGAAGUCAUUUCAUUCAUGAAGAGUAAAGUUUCUGAUGAAUUGAAAUCAAGAAAUUUAUUAGAUUAA
Molecule: messenger RNA, 687 nt
Organism: Naumovozyma dairenensis CBS 421
Lineage: Eukaryota; Fungi; Ascomycota; Saccharomycetes; Saccharomycetales; Saccharomycetaceae
Gene: RPE1
Product: ribulose-phosphate 3-epimerase RPE1
Exons: 1
Coding region: 1-687 (228 amino acids)
Biological process (GO): carbohydrate metabolic process; pentose-phosphate shunt; pentose-phosphate shunt, non-oxidative branch
Cellular component (GO): cytosol
Molecular function (GO): metal ion binding; D-ribulose-phosphate 3-epimerase activity
Source: RefSeq, a predicted model, not a curated record